This is a messenger RNA of Amoebophrya sp. A25, 3850 nucleotides long. Lineage: Eukaryota; Dinophyceae; Syndiniales; Amoebophryaceae. The record is from the annotation of a GenBank genome assembly.
AAGCAUCAGAUAAGAUAAGGGUAAUACCACGAGCAUAAUGAAACACAAAACAAAGCAGGGCUCCAUGGUGGCCUCGAACAAAAACGACUAUUAUAUCCUCAUGCUGUAGUUUGAUCAGAAUUUCCAAGAAAACAUGGCUGCCCGUUUGGCUUUUUGUGCGCAGCUGCUGUGGCACCUGUCAACUGACGCAUUUACGGUACGGGAUCGAGAGACAACUGUCCUUGAUAAGGUACUUGUGUGUUUUUGGGUACAGGUUGUUUUUGACAGUCCGGACCACGGCUGGCAUAUAUGUUUAUGUAUGACGAAUGGAAUCUUGACCUUCUUUUUGUCAUCACCUUCUGUGAUAGAAGGUUGUUCGAGUAUACUUGAUCCCUUUUAUCAGGUCAACCACGACGAAGGAGAGCUUGUCUUUCGCAGAUUAGAGUCAGACGAAGAUGACGAGGAGGACAAGGCAAUCCUAGGAUAUGCUUAAGGCUCAAUAUUUCAUUUCUAUAAGUCGUUUCUCGCAAUUUUCUUGUUGGGCAUCUGAAGAAAUGAACGCAAGAAAUGAAACGUUUUGCCCUCUAAUACGCGGAGGAUCAAGAAAAAGUGACGGCGCCAGAGAAGGUAGAAGAGACAGAGCACGGAAGCACAGAAGUAGGAGAAGAUGUCGCACCAAGAGAAAGCAAGUCACAGAAAGGUCGUGGUACUAAGUCCAAGAAUACGGAGGUGGACAAGGCUAUAUCAAAGAAGAAGGACGAUAUCGUGCAUAAUCAUGAGGAGAAAGCUGCACAGAAGGUCUCGUCAAAUAUGGAAGCGAAGGCUGUAGAGACAGAGACUUCUGAGAAAGUUUCCCAGCUGAAGAAGGCGGAGAAGGUCUCAAGGAUGGAAGAGGACCAGAAAGGGCCGAAGGUGUAUACCGCUGAGAAGAGUGAGAAGGCCACACAGACGAAGAUGAAAGCUGAGAAGGUGUCGAAGAAGGGUGAGAAGAGAGUCGAGGUCCCCGAAAAGGAGAAAUCAUCAAGAGAAGUAAGCGAGGAAGUAGACCAAGACAUAGAGGAGAUUCCUCGAAAGUUAUGGGAGCCAAUACCUCUCCUUGUGUAAUAGAUAUAGACAUUCGGACCUCACUCGUGUAGUUGUCCAUGAUUUUUCACUUGUCAUGCACACGCGCUGCUGGUCAUGUUCAUGUCCUCCGUGCAGAAUAGGUAUCUAUUCGAGUAGUUGUUUCAACGUUUGAGUGAAAGGGAUCGCCCGAACUUGAAUUUCAAUCCAAGGCGAUAAAAAACCAUUUUUUCGAGGAUGGGGGAAAAUUUCAUGCCAAUCCUCGAAAAUCUGGUUUUUUAUCGCCUGGAAGUAGAUUUCAUUUUCUGGCGGGCCCUUUUGAUCAAACAGUGAAACACGAGCAUCAGUACAAUGUCAAUCUUAGUGACAACGCUGUUAUCAACCACUUUGACAGUGCAGUCCAGACCUCCCCAUAGAGAAAUAUACUACAUCUUAUAACAGUUUUGAGAUUGUAGUCGAAGACUUUUAUAUUCUUCUAUGAAUACUCAGCUAACAUAUGUGCAGCUUAUAAUGUUCUUCUUCCACUCACCCUUUCAUUUCCCAGCAAAAGCAAGCAGCAUAAGGCCAAGGUGGAGGGGAAUGACGAUGACGAAGGUGCUUUAGACGAAGAGGACGCUAAAUCAGAAGUAGAGAAGAUGCAGCCACACAAAACUGGUAGGAUGAACAUCGUCAAGACUACUCAAAAGACGAAGAAAGCUACCAAAUCUUCAUCAGCUUUAGUGAGCAGACGAAGAGGAGGCAAGAAGAAGAAGCAUGCGAUUGAGCAAGAAAUGCUCGGUCCUCAGAAGGCAGAGGAUUUGUGCGCAAAUCAUGCGGUGACAGCGGAAAAGGCAGCGUGCUAUGCUUAUGACUGCUCUGGGUUGAGCAAGAUAUUGUGUGUAGAGUUAUAGUUUGUAGAGUAUGAACAUGAUCAUGAUGUUCUUGAUUGAUCCAUUGCAAUAUGUUUCCAAAAAUCACUUUCACUCCGAUGAAUCUUGCCUUCAACACUCGCGUCUCGAAGUGGUAGUCCUGUGUGAGGCAAAGCUAAAAAAAUCCCGGAGUAGCGUACGCCUGAUAUUAGAUCUAGGAAAUCCGUAACAUCCUUAUAGUAAUAGUACUACUUAGUCUUAGCAUAUUACUACUCCAUUGAAAGAAUUCCCAAACUACAACGUUUUUUUUUUGCUACAUCCAACCAAACAACUCUCCCAACCUCUUCUAACCUCGCAUGCUAAAGGAUUGUUACAACGCUACCAACGAGACUACCACAGUUGAUGCGGACAACCUGAAGCCGGUCUGCGAUUUCAUCUUCACCGAUCAAUGCGCUUGCUCUGCGGAGAACUUCUUCACGAUUACCACUGGCAGUUUUUCUUAAGGCUCGUAUCUAUCAGUAGAACUUCAUGAUGUGUACUAGUACAGCGUUCUUUACAGAUAUCUAUCGAUUCAUGUAUAUGAUCUAUUUCGUAGAACUCAAAGAAGACUCAGGGAAGUCGUAGGUCAAAUCCGAACCGGCUAACAUCAUCAUCUUUCGACUCAUGUAUCUAUAUGAUCUUGACAACGAUCUUCUCCGUUUCCCCCUCGGAAUUCUGAGAAGAUGGGCUACCGCUACUUAGCAGUAGCAGAUGAAUCCCUCUGCGCUCUAAUCCGCUUUGGGCCUCUACCAGUACUUUUUCCAGGUUUCGUCUAUGGACCUUGCAGCAAGCUACAACAAUGCGACGCUGACAGCAUGUUCGAAGAAGAAGAUGCUCACGUGCGGUGUGUCGGAAAAUUAUGGAUUUGGAAUGAAUAUGUCCGUGUCGGAGUGCUAUCCUCAUUGUGAUUAGUGAAAUAGAAAUCCAAAAAAAAAAGAAACGAUACAUUGGCCAUCUUUCUUUUUCUUGCGCAAUAUUCUACUUAUAGUAUCUUCUUCCAUCUUCAAUCACCUACUUCACCUCUAAGUUACUAGCGCAACUACCAGAGGCGUGAACCUGUUUACGCUUGCGUUUGCCGCGAUUAUGGCGAUUUGGGGUGCAGCGAUUGUUGCAGCGUAACAAGUAGAAUGCUCACGAGAGCAGAAGAUGAAGGAGAAGAUGAGGUCGAUGUACUCGACCUUCGUUCAUUCGUUUCACUUUCACAACAUCAACGAAUUCAGACAUUUCAACAUCAAAAAGUACCGAACCAGUUGUACUCCUGUAAAAGUAACAAGUCAUUUUCAUUGUACAAGGCCUCUCCAAAUUCGAGAUACACCUAGCGAGAAUUACAGAAUAAAUUUAAAUCGUACUACUACCUAGCAGAAAAAAUCAUUUUUAGAGUAUCAUGGAAAAAACUAUGUACAAGUCUUUCUGAUGAGAUCUCGUAGCAUAAAACUAUAGUGACAAUGAACAUGCACAGAGAUGAACAGGUUGUGAACUACAGAUAUUUCAUUCUUGGCAACCUCAAUUACCGACUUUGACGAACAAGGCACAGCCACGGCAUGGCUACAGGCGAUGUGAUUGCCCUGUCGCGGACGGGCAAGAAUGCAAGAAGCCGUGCUGCAUGAUCUCUUGAGCGCAUUAGAUCCACAUUAUCCUAACAUUCCUGGCACGGAGCCUACAAACCUCAUUCUGCUUGGAGUCUCAAAAUUAUCGUGAAUGGGCUACUCUGUACGUUCGUUUGUCUACCUUCUGUUAUGUAUGUGGUACACUUAUUGUAUUCCACUGGUGCUUCCAGUGCUGGUACUACCUCAACUUCUUCCGGCUUUCGAAAAAUACCUGAUCGAGAACCCCUUCCUAACCUUGAACUUGUUGUUUUUCUUGAACGUUUCUGUGGGAUUUUGGCUCAUCGGAUGGCUUGGGUGGAUGUAGUGUGGUUGAUA